UGGUGAUGCAAUGUUUACCAGCCUUGGGAUAACCCGGUGGUGACGCAGCUCUGACGUCACGGAUUGGUACCUUCCAUCUUUGCUAGUGUGUGCUGUCUGGUGUCGGUCUGGGUCGGUUUUCCGCCCAAAACUGACCCAAACAUGGAAGGCAUCGUGUUCCCCGAAGAGAGGGAGGUUAUCCGGAUCAAAGUGAAGAAAUGCGAGGGUCUGAUGCAGCCAGAGUACAGGAAGUUUGCUGUGGACCCACAGAUUACAUCAUAUGAGGUGCUUCGGCAUACCCUCAGGAGAGCCUUCCAUCUACAGAGUGACUUUACCAUCAGCUACCUAUCCCAUGACUCGGAGGGGCAGGAGGUGUGGCUGUCGCUGCUGUCGGACUGGGACCUGGACGCCGCGUUUAUCUCCUCCUCGCACCCAUACCUCCGCCUCAGGGUCGACGCUCGCCCGUUCGAGGAUGGCCCGAUGCCCAAUAACAUGAAAGUGAAGCUGAAGCGAAGGUUUUCCUUGAUGCCCAAGUCCAAACCAUCCAUUGUUGAGUUCACGGGGCACAAAGCCCUUGAUGACUGGGACAUCAUAUCAUCCAAGGACACCCCAGAGCCCGUACCCCACCCUGUGGUUCCCAAUGCUCCAAACAACCGACAGAAACCCUCGACCCAGCCUCUCCGCCGUUCUCUCUUCAGCUCAGUCCAGACCACGCUCACGCGCAUGACACAAGUCCUCUCCUUCAACGACACCAAGGAGGAGGAAGACGAGAAGCCAAUGAAACCUGCUCUCUCUGACACCGAGUUCCACUCCUUCCUGGAUGAGGCGGGCCGGUUGAUUCGCCCGGAGGACUUGAGACUGAGAAUAUACCAUGGCGGGGUGGAUCCUGCGCUGCGGAAGGUCGUGUGGAGACACCUGCUGAACGUGUACCCCGCGGGGAUGGGUGGGAAGGAGCGGAUGGACUACAUGAAACGGAAAGCAAACGAGUACCUCAAGCUGAAGGCUAAGUUCUUGGCCCAGGACACAGAGGAGGCGCAGUUUGUGAAAAACAUGGUCAAAAAGGACGUGCUGAGAACUGACCGCACGCUGGACUUCUUCGCCGUGCCGGAUGAACACCCCAACAUCACAGCUCUCUCCAACAUCCUGACCACGUUUGCCCUGACCCACCCCGACGUCUCGUACUGCCAGGGCAUGAGCGACUUCGCCUCGCCGCUCCUGGUGACCAUGCGGGACGAGGCGCAGGCCUACGUCUGCUUCUGCGCACUGAUGAACCGCAUCAAGCCCAACUUCAUGCUGGACGGGGAAGCCAUGACGCACAAGUUCCAGCACCUGACAGAGCUCAUGCACUGCGUCGCCCCAGAGUUCACAGAAUAUCUUUACAAGCAGCAGGCAGAGGAUCUGUUCUUCUGCUACCGCUGGAUGCUGCUGGAGCUGAAGCGGGAGUUUGCCUACUACGACGCCCUGAGGAUGCUGGAGGUGAUGUGGAGCUCCCUGCCGCCCAGCCCGCCACAGAAGGACCUGGAGCUCAUCGACAACGUCGCGAUCAUGGCCAACCUCUCCAUACCCAGGUACCCCUACAACGAGGCCGACAGGCGGCAGAAGGGUCGCAGGUCGUCCAGCUCGUCCAAUCAGAGCAUCAGCCCCAAGUCUCGCGAGCACAGGGUGCCCAACAGGAAAAGCCGACGGAGGACGUCGUCCAACUCGGACAAGGAAGACGGAAACCACAACAGCAUGGUGGACGGACGGGGAAGCCGCUUGCCAUCGAAGGACGCCGAGCCCAAACCCACGAACAGAACAACACAACAGAUUACCCACGGUGGCUCGUCCUCUACACAUAACAAUGGUAAGAGCGCACUCGUUCCCAAUGGGCCUAAAGCAGCCAUACCUAACGGAGAACUGCCCAGCCCCGCCCGCAGCCCGAUGGUCUUCAAGAAACAGCUGAACGGCCUGUCCAUGUCGUCGCUGCCCCCGCCGGACAAGUUUGGUUACGGGAAUCCGUUCAUGCUGUUCCUGUGUCUGACCAUCCUGCUGCAGCACCAGGACAUCAUAAUGCGGGAACAGAUGGACUACAACGACAUCGCCAUGCACUUCGACAAGCACGUGCGCAAGCACAACGUCAACAAGGUGCUGAACAAGGCACGGACUCUGUUCGCCGAGUACUUAAAGGCACAACUACAGAAAUCUGCAUCAAGUAACGGCAGCGGACCUAACCAGUGCUAAACCGCCCUACUAACCAACAUCUUACUACUACUGGUCUGCAUGUGUUAGAAGCAUAAGUACCUGUUGUUAAGUAGUCAGAGUCUCUUCACCACUAAUCAUGUGUCAAUCCCUGUAUGUCUGUUUUAUGCAGAAAAAUAGCUGACAAGGAAAAAUAGUCCUCUACAGCAGUUCUAAUUGUGUGCACACUGCACACAGAUAUUGGUCAGUACAUAAUCCAGAGGUACAAAAUAGCAAUGGCAAAGGGCCAUAUAAUAGUAAUCACAUGUUAAUAUUCAACAUGAUGACAAUAUCUCAGUUGCCAUACUGUUGUCAGUUGUGGGGAAAAAAGCACAAUAAUCUACAAAUUGUUCUUGUGUGAGAGAGGUUGUUCCAAUCAUUUACCUUUAGGAAAGUUUUAACUAAAAUGAAAAUUGGUUAGCCAUUGAGGUUCGGAUUCUCCCCAGAAAAAAUGUUGUGAAGCUAUAAGUAUUGAAGUCUGGGAGCCAUCCAUUUUGUACCUGGGGUUAGCGAGUGCAAGGAGCCUUGUGGAUUGUAUCCAGGCUAUAUUGAACAUAUUUUUGCAUGAUGAAUGCUACAUAAAUCAGUCCUCUGCAGUCUUUGCCAAGUGGGUCCAUGUCUAAUUUUAUGGACCUGUGGCAUCGGAGACAUAAAACUAGUAGCUAAUACUAUGCUGAUAGGAGCAGUAGUAUGCAUGCCCAGAACAUAGUGAAGACAAAACAAUGUUGUCUGCUCAGUGUGUGGGGAUCUGUGACUCACAGUAGUUUGCUUGGCAUGUUGGCAGAAUGUACCGGGCCUGCGCAAAACUCUUGUUUAAGGUCAUAUUUGCGUGUUUAAGAAUGACAUCUCGUCUUCAUCAGGAAAGAUGUCUGCAACAGGCAAAAUUCUGAUGCAAUAUUGAGUAAACAUCUAACGAAAACUGAGAAGUCCUGGUUUUGUGCAGGCGUAGUGUAUUCUGCUGACGUGCUACUUGGCUUCAUUUUGCUUUGGAUAUGUGCGCCACCUAGUGAGUCACAAGAAUACUGCACAAGGAACUUCUAGAUGAGGUGGAACCAUUGAGGUAUAAUCAGUGUGUUUGAGUAAAACAAUAGCCUAGGGGUGGACACUAGGAUCCAAUUGUGCAACCUACACUCUAGUCAUGUACAAAACUACUUGUAGCUAGCAUGGGAGCAAGUGGAAGGAGCCCUAUUACAAAUUGGAGAGCAACCCAGGCAACCUAGAUGCAUAAGUCUAGCUGUAUCACACUGUCUAGCUGUAUAUGUCUAAGCAAUCUGACACCAAAGUGCCAAUAUUAAGGAAAUGUGCAUUUUAAACAUUGAGCAUGAUCAAAAAUGUUAUAUUCUAUGUCCCAAGUCUUAGAUCUUGGUACAGUGGUAAGGAGACACGUAUGGCGCAAAUUAGUCGGUUUGCUGUUAGUUGUUGCGCUUAAAUUAUCUGGCUACAACAACCGAUAAGAAUGUAAUAUUAGGAAGUAAUUUAUUGUAAAUACUGUGCAACAUUCCGGGCAAUGUGCUGUGUAGCCAUAAGUCAAUUGGAAAGACAAAAAUAUGGUACGUAUAAUACACAGAAUCUGAUGUUGUUACAAUACAUACACUUUCCAUUGCAUUACUCAAAAAUAUUUCAAAUCAUGUUCAUUGGAAAUCAUUUUUUGGGGAUAACGUUACAUUCAAGUAAGAUUUGGGUUUGGGUAGGUGUUAUAAAUGUUGAUAAUUCUAGUAUAAGUUAUGUUGUAUAUAUGUAUGUAAUGAUAAAGGUGAGAUUGUUGCAGGUUUAGGGACAUGUGCUUGUGAUUUUAGUGUACAUAAUAUAUAUUAAGUCAGGCAAUCCUACAUGUAAACUAUUCUACAAAGAGUCAUUUUAAAGGGGAUCAGAAUUGUAAGAACUAUACUUUUACUGAAAAGUACCCAAGCCAUGAUAGCAGACAAUGUCAGAUAUAAUCCAGGGUCAACUGUUCAUUCAAUAAAGCUGGAAUGAUC
Messenger RNA from Branchiostoma belcheri (Belcher's lancelet), 4172 nucleotides. Its product is annotated as TBC1 domain family member 25-like. Gene Ontology annotation, cellular component: autophagosome. Gene Ontology annotation, molecular function: GTPase activator activity; protein binding. Gene Ontology annotation, biological process: activation of GTPase activity; regulation of autophagosome maturation. Bases 142 to 2199 code for a protein of 685 amino acids. The transcript has 6 exons. The record is from RefSeq and is a predicted model, not a curated record. Lineage: Eukaryota; Metazoa; Chordata; Leptocardii; Amphioxiformes; Branchiostomatidae.